Messenger RNA from Lodderomyces pseudojiufengensis, 1122 nucleotides. RefSeq lists its product as uncharacterized. The transcript has a single exon. The record is from RefSeq and is a predicted model, not a curated record. The coding region runs from base 1 to 1122 and encodes 373 amino acids. NCBI's taxonomy places the organism in Eukaryota, Fungi, Ascomycota, Pichiomycetes, Serinales, Debaryomycetaceae.
AUGUCAAUAAAUCCUAAAUUAAAACUAUUUAAAAUUGGGACUUACAAUCAACAACAACAACAACAAACUGAACCGCAACAACAACAAGAACCACCAUCUAAUGACUCAAAAAAACUUAAAAAUCAUAAAUCUAAAUUAAGUAUAAGGAGCACCCAUAAUAAAACUGAACAAUUUGAAGCAACAUCAAGUAUUUUAUCAGAUUAUGAUGAUUUAGAAAUUAUAGAUAGUUUUGAUGAUGAUCAAUCUUCUUAUGUAUUAUUUAAUCCAAAAUUAAAUAAUAAUUCUUCUACAAGAAAUGAAUCAGAUAUUUUAUCAUUAACUAAUACAUCAAAAGAAGAGAAAGAGGUAGGGCAAAUAGAAGAACAGGAAGAAGAAGAAGAUGAUGAAGACACUGAACAAGAAGAUAAUGACGCGUUUGAAGAAGAAGAAGAUGAAAUAAUGGAGUCACAUAAAAACAAAAGACAUUCAGAAAAUUAUGAUAAAUUAUCAAAUAAAAUUAAUAGUUGGCAUAAUUCAAAUAUAUAUUCUUCUUCUCAACCAAUAGAUGAAAAUAUAGCAAGUUGGAAUUUAGAUUAUGAUGAAGAAGACCAACAACAAUCUCAAUCUCAAUCUCAAUUUCAAUCACAAUCAAACCUAAAUCAAUCCAAACAAUCCAACCUAUCCAAUUCAAAUCAACUGUUAGAAGAAAGUAAAAAAUUAUUAAAAGAAUUUUAUGGAGAUGAUUUAUUUAAAUAUUUAAAAGAUGAUGAUAUAUUAAAAGUUAAAAAUUAUUUAAAAUCAUUAGAUAUAAAAACAUCUUUAACAACUAAUAAUAAUAUUGAUGAAUUUAAAAAUAAAACUUUAAUUCAACAAAUUAUAUAUAAGAUAUUAUAUUCAACAAAUCAAUCAACUGAAUUAGAAACUUCAACUACCACAUUAAAUAAAAAUAAUAAAUAUUUAAUGGGAUCAACUGAUUAUAUAAAUUAUUUAACAAAAGAUAUUCAACAUUAUGAUAUUCACCACCAAUAUUAUAAUAAUCAUCAUACUAAUACAUUUUCUGAAAUUUCUGGUGGUGGUUCUUCUUCAAUGAUACCUUGUGGUGGUAUUGGUUUUGGUAAUAAUACUUCUUGGAAUGAAAUAUGA